CCUGCGCGGGAGAGGAGAGCGAGAGGAGAGAGCGGGUUAACGGAGAAGGCAAAGGGCGGCCCUCCGGCGGCCUCCCCGCGGCGGAUGGCCGCGGAUGGCCCCGGAUGGGGCGGCGGGGGAACCACCGCCGGGAAUCUUACUUCAUGAUGGCGGCGGCUACGAAGCGGGCGGCGGCCGCGGCGAAGAGGAAGAGGGGAUGACGGGUAAGCGGCGUUCUGUGCGCCGCGCGCGGCACGCCGGGACGGCCCGGCCCCGCCCCCCCCCCCCCCCGCGCGCGGCGCCUGACGGGACGGGCGGGCGUGUGGGGGGGUCCCUGCGGCAGCGCUCGUGCCGGCAGGGCGCCCCGCCGGUUCGGUUAAAGUCUCGCCGGGCAGCCCCGCGCGCGGGACCCUCCGUCGUACCGGGAAUAAAGAGCGGGCUUUCUCCUCCGCGGCGAAGUGAGGCAGCUCAUCGAACGUGCGGCGCCCGGUUGCCUGGCGACGUUGGCAAAGCGGGAAGCAUGGCGGCGGCCGUGGGGGCUGCGGGGAAGACGGAGGCCGCCUCGCCGGGCGGAGGGGGCUUGGCAGUCAACUGGUCAGGUCAAGGAUUGCAAAAACUGGGUCCAACCAUACCUUGCGAUGCUGAUACUCACACUCUGAUUCUGGACAAAAACCAGAUAAUUAAACUGGAACACUUGGAGAAGUGCAGGAAUCUGAUGCAGCUUUCUGUAGCCAACAAUCGUUUGGUGCGAAUGAUGGGUGUAGCAAAACUGACUAAGCUCCGGGUGCUUAACUUGCCUCAUAAUAGUAUUGGGUAUGUGGAAGGGCUGAAGGAUUUGGUGCACCUGGAAUGGCUGAACUUAGCAGGAAAUAAUAUUAAGGCCAUUGAACAAAUCAAUUCCUGUCUAUCUCUUCAGCAUCUUGAUUUGUCAGACAAUAACAUAGCUCAAUUAGACGAUCUCUCCAAGCUUACAUCGCUGAAGACUCUGUUGCUACAUGGAAAUAUUAUAACUUUGCUUCGCACUGCCCCUGUUUGCCUACCUCAGAAUUUGACUGUUCUUUCUUUGGCAGAAAAUGAGAUCAGAGACUUAAAUGAGGUUUCUUUCCUGGCCUCUCUUCGUCAAUUGGAACAGCUGUCAAUUAUGAAUAAUCCUUGUGUGAUGGCCACGCCUUCUAUCCCUGGCUUUGACUACAGGCCAUAUAUUGUCAGCUGGUGUCUGAACCUUAAAGUUCUUGACGGAUAUGUGAUUUCUCAGAAGGAAAGUUUGAAAGCAGAAUGGCUCUACAGUCAAGGUAAAGGAAGAUUAUACCGACCUGGACAGCAUGUUCAGUUAGUGCAGUACUUGGCUACUGUUUGUCCUCUUAUAUCUACAUAUGGACUCCAGACUGAAGAGGAUGCCAAACUGGAAAAAAUACUAAGUAAGCAAAGGCUCCACCAGAGGCAGUUGAUGCAUCAAAACCAAAAUGAAGGGCCACCUACAUCCUCUACUCCCAACAAAACACUGCCAGUUACUUAUGAACACAGCAGUCCAGCCCAGCCACCCCAGAGUGUUCUUGAAAGUGAACCUAUCAUCCAGAAGAAUUCUUGGGUUGGACCAAGUGCAAAUGAUGAUCAUUCCUAUGCAGUAAAGAACACUUUUCUUGAAAGAAGUUUUUGCAAGGAGCUAUAUCUUGAAGAUAUACAGACAGAUGAAGACAAACUAAAUAGCAGCCUUUUAUCCUCAGAGUCUACUUUCAUGCCAGUUGCUUCAGGAUUGUCUCCAGUGUCUCCUACUUUGGACCUGAAACUACAUGGAAUGAAUUUGGGCCUGGAAGAUGGUAACAAUACAGGGAUUGAAUGUGUGAAAGAUGUUAAUAGAGGAGAAACGGCUAACAAGCAAGAAGCUUCAUGUGCUACAAGAGAGCACUUGAACAGAGCAGGAGGAAGUGUGGAAACUCAAGAGAAUAUCAAAGAGAAUAUGCCGUUGCUGCCUUCUGACCCAGUAACAGCUAGCCUGACUACUAAUACUAGCAACUGUUCAGCAUCCUCUGAAACCAGCACCUCAGUAGGCGCUGAAUCGGGAGUUACAACUCUCUGUCCUGAUGAGAUGGCAGGAGAAAGUUCUGAUUCAUUAGCUGUUGUCGAUCAAGGCACAGCUGAACUGCAAAGAAUGACUAAAGCAGCUACCAAGCUUCAAGCCUGCUGGAGAGGAUUUUACACAAGGAACUAUCAUCCCCGAGCCAAGGAAGUGCGGUAUGAAAUUCGACUGAACAGAAUGCAGGAGCAUAUCAUUUGCUUAACUGAUGAAAUAGAAAAACUAAGAAAAGAAAGAGAGGAAGAUAAGAUUCAGAGGCUUGUACAGGAGGAAGCUGUCAGAUUUCUUUGGAACCAGGUCAAAUCCCUUCAACAAUGGCAGCUGUCAGUGACACAAAAUUUAGGUGCCACUUGGCAACCUGUGAUCCCUUCAGCCAGUACUUUCUGUCCACCUGAACCAUCUAUUCCAUCAUCCAGACUUGAGCAAGAAGCCCCACCAGAUCAUGAUUCUGCUUGGUUAGUUCCAGCUAGUGAUGCUCUUCAGGAAAAGUCUUUGUUGCAGUUCCCAGAUUCUGGUUUUCAUUCUUCCAUGGGGGAUCAUGCUCAUGCUGGUGACCUGUGUAGCUCUGAAAAGAGUUUAAUGGAAGGAACCGAGAGCUCUCUUUCAGUGGAAACUGUAAAACAAUGUGGCAAUUCUGUUUCAGCAUAUUCUUCAGAUGCGGAGGAUGACCAUGGAGAAUGUAGGCAAAGUAAAGAGAGCUCUAGUAAUGAGCAGGACAACAGGCUAAUACAAGAGUAUCUGAAAUCUGUUCAGCAGCUGGAAGAGGCUGAUGAAGGGACAAAUUGCAAUGAGGAAGCAGAGGGUAGCUGGCCACAAAUCACUGUUUCAGCAGAAAGCCAAGAUUCUUUGUCUGACACUGUCUCUCUAGGUCUCCCUCAAGAUACAUCUUCCCCUGCCCAAGGUGAAAUCAGUCAGACACCAGAAAGCUGCAAACUGAAUUCAGGAAUAGUAGAAGGGAAGCAAACAGACUGUGAUUCUUCAUUUCAGAUGCUGCAUGUUGGGAUAGCUGUAUAGUAGGCUCAGUUCCACAAGGGACCAGGGAUUCUAUUUCACUUGCAGUUCUCUUUCUCCUUCCCAUUUAUACAAAACUUAUUUUUCAUGUGUGCUGUUUCAGAGUUUGUCUCAUGUUACCAAUGAUGUUGCUGAGGACCGACACUAACUAUGCUAACCUGAAAUGAGCAAAGUUCUCAGUGACAGUCAUUAUGCACUUUAUUUUCAAACAUAAAACUGAUAUCCUAAUAACUGGCUUCCAUUAAAUUAAUUCUGAAGAUUGGGGGUGUUGGGGGCGGUAGGGUGUUUGCUGUAAAUUCACUUUGGUGAACGCGUUACGUUUUGAAUCUUUUUCUAAAAAGCAGGACUGAGUUCUUACUUUGCAAAAGAGGAGGAAAUUGAGUCAAAGGCAGCGUGUGCAUGUAUGGAUAGAGCCUGAUGAGGAAGCUGAAAGCAGUUGCCUUUCAGACUUCUUUUGACUUUAAGAGUAGUAGUUUGGUCAGCAUUUCAAAGAUGCAUGCCAUGAAACCAGUGUCCAAGUCAGUGACUUCUUUUUGUCAUUUACAUGAAGCUGCUGGCUUGGAAUUAGGUCAUUUACAUACGCACUGAAACAAGGACUUACAGGAGUCAGACCUUAGGGAUCUUCAAACUAACUUUGACCUUUGUUUGCCCUGGGGUUGAGUUUCUCUGCUUUCUCAGGUAAGACUCAAAGUGGAACCAGUAGCAGCCUUUACUAAAUAACAAUUUCAAAAGGGCACGUGAUUUGGGAAUACAGUUUCCAAGACAGCACUGCUGGGUUACACCAGCAGACUUGGUGACACGUGGUUUGCCUUCACAAUGAUGCUAAUGUCAUUUUGGUAUUUGGAUCUGCAUGGCUUUCAAGGUGUUAGUGUGUUUGAUGGAUCACACUGCUUCUAUCUACAGGUAGGAAUAUUAAAAGCAAAUGUCAUGACUUAAAACUAUUUCUUGAUAUCUCUACUGGGUUUUUUGUUUGUUUGGUGUUUUAUUUUUUCUCUGUAUGUCCAGUAUUUGGCAUUCUAAUUAGAUGUGGAUAAAAAGAUGUAUUUCGUCCCUGUUGGCAAGUAUGCUAAAUUACUUAGGCUAUGCUUUCCACUAAAACACUGGAGAAGCAAUAGGGUUUGUAUUUUGCGUAGCCAUUGCUAUGUUGUGUUUUUUAAUGGAAAAAGAUCAGGUAUCUUAGUAUACCGCAAAAGUGGCAAGGGAAAUCUGUUUUGCCAUGUGAUUAGUAAAAGUAAAGCUGAUGUUGUGACUUCUGUCAGUUAAGUUUGCUAAUGCUGUGUUUUGCAGUGUGCACUGGAAGGCCAGUGUUUCAAUAGUUUGCUAAUAUUAACGUCUCAGAUAUAAAGACACAUUCAUAUUGUAAUUCUCUGAAUCCACAGGUUAACUUCUGGUGCUAUGGUGUCAUUAAAAUCAGCUAGUGCUGUUUUAAAGUGACUCUUACGACCACAUUGCCAUGUAAAAUAAUUUAGUCUUUCUAAAAGCUUUGAUUUUUUGUCUACUUUAGGUUCUGAGCUGAAAUUUACCACUACUCAGGAGCUUGGAAUAAGGCUUCUAUCUGCUUGAGGCCUCAAAAUAGUCUUUAUUUAGAACAUAAAUGUUGUAUUGGACUUGUAACCACCCACCUGCCCAGUGGUGAAAUUCACCCUGGAAGAAUAACUCUUGCCUCUGUGUAUAGAGUAGCCAUCAUAUUCCACCCUUCCCCCAACCCCCCCAAAAAAAAACCCCAACCAACCAAAAGUUCUAGGUCACUAACUUCUCAAAAGAGCUAUCACUACAGUCACGAGGUCAAGAUCUGUGACUUGACUUUGACUGUGCCUUGCAUACCUGAGAGCAUUUAAAAAACAAAACAGAAAAAAAACCAGGAACUGAGGUGGUAGAUUCUUAAUGUGCUAGCUUUCUAACUCGGUCUAGUUACAGCAUGUUUGUAGCAUAACAUUUAGAUUUUACAGCAUGAGUGUGCUUGGGUGUUGAAAGUGGUACAGGUGCAUUAAUGUAUCACAACACCUAAUUAACUGUGCAAAGAAGUGUGUAGGAUACAUGAUCACACCUUUGUCCCCUGAAGGUUCUCAACUUGCGUUUAAAUCUGCCAUGCUUGGAGAUUUCCAGUUCAUAGGAUUUGGCUCUUUGACUGUCAAUCUGUUAUUAAAAAAAAAAUGUUGUGUAAACCUUUAAAGAGACUUUGUUUCACAGACAGAAAUAAUUUCUCUCUCAAAACCCCAAAAUUAUUGGACCUUACACUCUGGAGGCAGUGGUUAGGUGUAAUAAAACAAUAAGUUCUCUUUUGUGGCAGAGUGCUGCGUUAGCAUAUGUAAGACCCAGGAGAAAACAGACCACUGUCUG
Phalacrocorax carbo (great cormorant) is the source of this 5404-nucleotide messenger RNA. Lineage: Eukaryota; Metazoa; Chordata; Aves; Suliformes; Phalacrocoracidae. The record is from RefSeq and is a predicted model, not a curated record.